AUGACAGCUGAGCUAAGAUAUGAAGGGGAAGAGAGUUACGAAUAUAUCUGGGGAGAGAGCACUUUAGACAGAAAAGCUGGUGCAAAAGCCCUGAGGCAGGAGCAUGCCUGGCAGAGCGGGACACCUGAAGCUGUGGUUCUCGGAGUCUGCGGCUGCGCAGAAGCCCUGCAAGCAGAGCGGGCGCAGGCUGCGGUGCGGAGAGCACGCCUGGGCCUCCUGCUCCUCCAGCAGCGCUUCUUGUGGAAGGUUCUGGGAGUUUGGGAGCAGCGGAGCUGUCACAGAGGACGUGCUGAUCAGAGUUAUGAAGUUGCAACUGCCCUAGAAAAUCGAAGCCACAAGGUUCGGUAUUCAGAUUCAGUGGAAAAUGGAUCAGUUAUAUUUUCUCUUUCUGGAGUUGCAUUUUUAUUGAUGGAUGCUAAAGAAUGCUUUAUGUCUGCUGAAGAAACAUUUCUAGCCAAAAUUGAGAAGUUUAUUAACAUUCACCAAAAUAGUUUUUUGGUUCUGUCUGCUGCCCUGCAUGGACCCGAGGAAUGGAAACUAAUGUUCAGGAUUCAGCAGAGAUUCCUGGGUAGUAACUUACGGAUACUUCCAGUACACAAUGCAAUAAAUGCUAUUAAUCUUAUGUGCACCAUAGCUAAGAUCACCUCCAAACCAUACAUAGAUAGCAUCUGCUACAGAAUGAUAACAACUAAAGCUUACAUCAUUGAGCAAAGUCCUGUUUGGAAAACACUUCAAAAGCUAAAACUGAGUAAUGAUACAUUUAACCCAAAUUAG
Hippopotamus amphibius kiboko is the source of this 774-nucleotide messenger RNA. RefSeq names its product chromosome 1 C1orf146 homolog (gene C1H1orf146). The record is from RefSeq and is a predicted model, not a curated record. The transcript has 6 exons. Lineage: Eukaryota; Metazoa; Chordata; Mammalia; Artiodactyla; Hippopotamidae. Gene Ontology annotation, cellular component: chromosome. Gene Ontology annotation, biological process: reciprocal meiotic recombination; synaptonemal complex assembly. Bases 1 to 774 code for a protein of 257 amino acids.